CCUCCCCCCACCCCCGUCCCCUUUUCUCCUCGAGUCAGCAUGAGCUCCUCCGCUUCGCGAUCCAACUCGAGCUCGCCACCCACCAGCCCGAAGAAUGGCAACGGGCGUCACAAGGCCGUGUUCGCGGCCGGCCGGCCGCCCUGGUACACCCGCGACGGCGCGGUCAAGGAUGCUUUCAUGAUCUCGUGCGCCGGUGGCAGUGCCUCCGGCAAGACCACCGUGGCGCAGGCCAUCAUCAGCCGGCUGAAUGUUCCCUGGGUGGCGGUUAUCUCGAUGGAUUCCUUCUACCGGAACCUCACGCCGGAGCAAAUCGCCGCGGCCAACCGCAACGAUCACGACUUCGAUUGCCCGGAGGCCUUCGAUAUCGAUCUGGUGUACGAAAGUCUGAAGAAGAUCAAGAAGGGCCAGCCGGUGGACAUCCCGGUCUAUGACUUCACCACGCACUCCCGCCGCCCCGAGAAGCAGGUCAUCUACGGCGCCAAUGUCGUGGUCUUCGAGGGCAUCUUCGGCCUGUACGACGAGCGCAUCAACGAGCUGAUGGACCUGCGCAUCUUUGUCGACACGGAUGACGAUGUGCGCCUGGCCCGGCGCCUGAAGCGUGACAUCUCCGAGCGCGGGCGCGACAUCAACGGCGUCAUCGAGCAGUACAACCGCUUCGUCAAGCCGUCGUACGACAACUACAUCCGGCCGGCCAUCAAGAAUGCGCAUGUCAUCAUCCCGCGCGGCGGGGACAACUACAUCGCCAUCGACCUGAUCGCCAAGCACAUCCAGCACCAGCUGGAAACCCGGGGGUUCAACUUCCGCCAGGAGCUGGGCCGGAUCUCCCCCUGCAGCAAGCUGCCGGACACCAUCAAGGUCAUGGAGAGCCGGCCCCAGCUGCGGGCCAUGCACACGCUCAUCCGCAACCGGGACACCCCGCGGGAUGAUUUUGUUUUCUACUCCGAGCGCCUGUUCCGGCUGCUGAUUGAGGAGGCCCUGUCGCAUCUGCCCUUCACCCCGUGUGACAUUGUCACCCCGACCGGCGGCACGUACCAUGGUGUGCACUCGGUCAGCAACAUCUCGGCCGUGUCGAUUGUCCGCGCCGGGACCACCAUCGAGCCGGCGGCGCAGGCCGUGCUGAAGGACGUCAAGAUCGGCAAGAUCCUCAUCCAGUCGGACAUCUACACCAAUGAGCCGCAGCUGCACUUCUGCAGCCUGCCGCGGUCCAUCGCCUCCAGCCAGGUUCUGCUGAUGGAUGCCACCAUUGCCACCGGCGCCGCGGCGCUCAUGGCCAUUCGUGUGUUGCUGGAUCACAAUGUCCCGGAGGAGAACAUCAUCUUCGUGUCGCUGAUCGCCGCGCCGCAUGGGCUGCACACCAUCGCCGCCGCGCACCCGAAGGUGACGGUCGUCGUGUCCGAGGUCGAUGAGACCCUCAAUGAGGCGUACCACAUCAUCCCGGGUGUGGGGAACUUUGGCGACCGUUUCUUCGGCACCGACUAGGCACCCGUGCGCAUGGGGGUCUUUGUGUGUGUGUGUGUGUGUGUGUGCAUGCGUGCGGCGCGCGGCGCACAUUGGCAUGAGGUGCUGUCGGAGGGGGGCCUAGGGGGGCGGGGUGACACGAUGGUGGCACCGCGCGGAGCAGCCGCCCGAGGACGGGCACAUGCCAUGCGUUUGCCUCUCACAUCCCCUCCCUUGGUGUGUGUGUAUGUGCGUGCUGGGCCAGGCGUCGAAUGCACAUACAUGCAUGCCCAUUCUUCUGGUCUUCCCUCUUCUCGGUGGUCUUUCCCCGCAGCCUGAUUGCGCGGGGGAAGAGAGGGGGGGCGAGGGGGAGUGGGCGACGCCUCUCCCGCCGCGUCCCCCAUCUUGUCCCGAAUGGCUGCUGCCGCUGCCAAGGGGGCGGGGGGGGGGGGG
Fonticula alba is the source of this 1890-nucleotide messenger RNA. Its product is annotated as uridine kinase. Gene Ontology annotation, molecular function: kinase activity; ATP binding. Lineage: Eukaryota; Rotosphaerida; Fonticulaceae. Bases 40 to 1479 code for a protein of 479 amino acids. The record is from RefSeq and is a predicted model, not a curated record. Gene Ontology annotation, cellular component: cytoplasm. The transcript has 4 exons.